Messenger RNA from Onychomys torridus (southern grasshopper mouse), 2518 nucleotides. RefSeq names its product SAM and SH3 domain containing 3 (gene Sash3). Gene Ontology annotation, cellular component: cytoplasm; nucleus. The transcript has 8 exons. Bases 152 to 1294 code for a protein of 380 amino acids. NCBI's taxonomy places the organism in Eukaryota, Metazoa, Chordata, Mammalia, Rodentia, Cricetidae. The record is from RefSeq and is a predicted model, not a curated record. Gene Ontology annotation, biological process: positive regulation of adaptive immune response; positive regulation of B cell proliferation; positive regulation of immunoglobulin production. Gene Ontology annotation, molecular function: protein binding.
ACCCCCAAGCUGCCACUGCAGCAGUAACAGUGGCAGCCGGAGGCUCAGUCUAUGCCGUGCCACCUGAUUGCUGCUGGUGAGGCUGAGCAAGAGGUCUUUGCAUCUCAGCACCUUGGAGAACGGAGCAGGAGUGGCGUCACAGUAGAGGACCAUGUUGCGGCGCAAACCCUCCAACGCCAGUGACAAGGAGCCCACUCAGAAGAAAAAGCUUUCACUGCAGCGCUCCAGCAGCUUCAAGGAUUUUGGCAAAUCCAAGCCCAGCUCCCCUGUGGUGAGCGAGAAGGAAUUUAACCUGGAUGAUAAUAUUCCAGAAGAUGACUCAGGUGUUCUUACCCCAGAGGACUCUGGGAAGAGUGGCAAAAAGUUGGGAAAGAAGUGGAGGGCAGUCAUUUCCCGAACCAUGAACAGGAAGAUGGGCAAGAUGAUGGUGAAGGCCCUGUCAGAGGAGAUGGGAGACACACUGGAGGAGGGCUCAGCCUCCCCAACAUCUCCAGACUGCAGCCUGGACAGCCCUGGUCCUGAGAAGAUGGCCCUAUCCUUUUCUGAGCAGGAGCAGCGUGAACUGGCAGCACUCAGCCGCCAGACCUCAACAGGCAGUGAACUCUGUAGCCCCGGCCCAGGCUCUGGAAGCUUCAUGGAGGACUCGCCUGCUCCCCAGUACACAGGGCCUUUCUGUGGGCGUGCUCGGGUCCACACUGACUUCACUCCCAGCCCUUAUGAUCAUGACUCACUGAAACUGCAGAAAGGAGAUGUGAUCCAGAUCAUAGAAAAGCCACCUGUGGGCACAUGGCUGGGCCUUCUCAAUGGCAAGCUGGGCUCUUUCAAAUUCAUCUAUGUGGACGUGCUGCCUGAGGAGGCUGUGGGGCCUGUGCGCCCCAGCCGCCGACAGAGCAAAGGCAAGAGGCCCAAGCCCAAGACUCUGCAUGAACUGCUGGAACGCAUCGGCCUGGAGGAGCACACAUCCACCCUGCUGCUCAAUGGCUACCAGACACUGGAAGACUUCAAAGAGCUGAGGGAAACACACCUCAAUGAGCUGAACAUCACGGACCCACAGCACCGGGCCAAGCUGCUCACGGCUGCAGAGCUGCUGCUGGACUAUGACACUGGCAGUGAAGAGGCCGAAGAGGGUGCUGAGAGCAGCCAGGAGCCUGGGUUGCAUACAGUGUCAGAACCCAAGGUGGACAUCCCACGUGACUCUGGCUGCUUUGAGGGCUCUGAGAGCGGGCGUGAUGAAUCAGAGCUGGCAGGCACAGAGGAGCAGCUGCAGGGUCUCUCCCUGGCGGGGGCACCUUGAAAUGAAGAUGGCAAAGGCCAAGGCUGAGCCCUAGCUGCAGAGACUGCAGGCAUGGGUGUGGCCUCCCACAAUGGCUCAGGAUCAGAGGACUGGUACAGAAUCUGGCCCUGCUUCACCAGGGAGGCUUAUGGCUGAAGGCCCUGCCAGGGUGCUACAGUGCUACAGGCUCAAAUAGAGUGGAUAAGGGACUGCCCAAAGGCAUUUCUCACCUUCUGGACCCUCUCCCUCCACCAGUGACUGACAGUAUGGGCCCUUCUGGCACCUCCCAUUCUCCCAUUAUGGCCAUGCAAGUGGGGCAUCAAGGGACCUAGCCAUGCCCCAAGACCAAGACACCCCAAAUCUUCUUACUCUCACACCACUGCCACACUGCUAGAAGAACACCAAACUACUAUUUCAAACCAGUCUCAUAGCCCUGGGGAAGCUGUCUGUUUCAAAGGACCUCAGUUGGAUGCAGGUGAAUCUAGAAUUCCUUAAGUGAGGUUUGAAGGAAGCUACACAUAUUAUUCCUGCUAUCCUCAACAUUUUAAAGGUCUGAUCACUAAGUCACCAUGAGACUUGAACUAGCCUGGUCAAGAUUCAAAUGGGCAGUUUUGAGGACCCCCUCGCUGACAUUCUGCACCUUUAAAUAUGUACUCUCCAGUUGCCUACCAUCCAAGACACCAGUGGGCUUCUUGAGGAGGCUGGAGGGGCCUCAGGCUUUCCAAUGAACUAGCUUCUUCUUCUCAUCCACAUCAUACCUUCCCAUGUGACUCAAACUGAAUGGCACCUUCCAGCUUAAAACAAUGCCCAGAUCUCAUAUAAGUGUUCACACUGGUUCCUUGGCCCCUUCAAGUGAGAUUUUCCACAGGCUGGUUGAAGAUGGCUACACCUGGCUUCCAAUGACACAAGUGCCUCUUUGGGGCCCAGAUUUGGUCAUUUAUGUGGAUCUUCUUUUGCUUGCCAUUGGAGGCUCCACUAUUCCCAACAUUGCCCUGCUAAAGUUUUUUUUUUUUAGUACCCUAGCUCCAAAGGGUGGGGAGAUCAUCACAUCUGUUACUGGCCCGCCUUGACUUCAGUAGCAAGAGCAGCUCUUCCUGAUGCAGGGUCAACUGUGCCCAUCACAGGUGGGACUACCUGCUUAGUAAGUGGGCAUGCUUCUGAUCUUCUGCCAGGAACUUCGGUAAAAUCUAGUGUCGAUGAAGCGGUUGAAUUAUUGUAAAUAGGGGUUAUGGGGGAAAGACAUUA